Molecule: messenger RNA, 1173 nt
Organism: Fusarium sp. VM40
Lineage: Eukaryota; Fungi; Ascomycota; Sordariomycetes; Hypocreales; Nectriaceae
Source: the annotation of a GenBank genome assembly
AUGAGCAACUUCACUUCCCCAUCUGUGACUACCAUCGCCGGUACUGUCAAGAACCUCCGUGAAAGGAGUCACAGAUCGAGAUACAUCAACCUGCUAAUCCUCGCAAUGAAGUCUGAACUAGCAGAGGAAGGUACCCUUACUUUGCUGUCUCAAACUCUGGAGGACUUCGUUGGUCUGGAAAACAUGGAUCUCGCCAUGACUGUUUUCAACCUCCACAGGUUCUGCUUCAACGAACGUCAACUUCCAGGCAACAGCCACAGUGCAACAAGCUAUAGAAUGUUCAGACAGUCGAAUGCUUGGAACAUCGCUAGAUAUUACGUGGAAACAAUCCUUGAUUGGAAGCGUCUAUACGAGUUCCUUGAGUUGGCAGAUGGUAUCCGCCAGCUUGCUACGGCUUUUGCAUCGAUGCCUGACGCCGAGAUAAGCUGGAAAAGAUUGUUUUACUCCUGGCAUCUUACUACAUCAGAGGAAGCAAAAUAUGAAACAUCGAACACCAGGAGUAACAGCUACUUGCGACUUGUCCGGUAUCGAUUGUGGCAAGCCAGAUGCAGAAACGCUCCUGGGAGUGCGCCUACGGACAUCAAUGGCAACGCAAUCGACACAGAUUUCUUCAAUCGCACCCUUAGAGAGUUUUGGCAUCGAGAGCUUUCGUGGAGAGGACUAGAUCUAGAGUUACAAUACUCCCGAGGACGAGUCCCACAAGAUGAUGAUGCUCGCAUAAUUAUGGAGUGGUGGGCUCGUGAACUUAGCACUGUGAAAGUGACAACGUUCUGCCAACUGGUUCGAUUACAACGCCUGAUGCUCAGCGCUGAAACUGUUGGACUCGAGGAUCACCAUGUUAUAAGAAGGCUCCGGAACUCACUCAACUGGGAGGAGUUCAAUGUGCUUGGAAUUCAGGGGCACGUUGCUUGUUUACCUGUUGAAGAUGACGAGUACAAGAUGGAGUUCCUCUUGCAGUUGGCUGGAACGGCUAUGCAACUUUUCAACUUCUGGUAUCACUUUGACGGUCAUGGCAAUCUUGCGUGGUCCGACGGUUGGCAUGAAAGGUACCCUGUCUCUGGAUCGAUUGACCACGUCUCUCUCGACAUCGACUACUCAAUCGAUGAGGCAGAUGAAGAGUACGAGGAGGAAGAGGAGGUUGAAGAAGACGACUACCAUUUCUACAGCCGGUAG